Molecule: messenger RNA, 1702 nt
Organism: Meleagris gallopavo (turkey)
Lineage: Eukaryota; Metazoa; Chordata; Aves; Galliformes; Phasianidae
Source: RefSeq, a predicted model, not a curated record
CGCCUACAUCCAAGAGCAGCUCCUGCUGCGCAAGGAUGUUCGAAUUCCCACCUUUGGUUCCUUCAGCAUGGCCUCUGAGCAGGUUGAGGCUGAGGAUGGAACCGUGACUGUGCAGUGGCCUGCGUUUCGCCUGGCCAGGAACCUUGCAGGCAACCAUAACCUGAUGGAGAGGGAGGAAUACCCAACAGGCCAUAAGGAGGUGAAGCCCCUCAAAUACGCAGAGGUGGCCGCGGCCGCAUCUGUGACCUGGCAGACUGGGAAGGCCUGCAUAUUUGACACUACAUCCCUCGUCUUCCACUGCCUGAGGAAGGGGGAGAACAUCGCCUUUGUCCUGAAGGACAUAGGAGUGCUCCUCAUCGAGGAAAUGAGAGUCCAGAUGAAGUUCUACUAUGAAUUCCUCGAGAGGAUCAACGGGAAAGAGAGCCUAGAAAAAGUUGUUCUCAAGGUGCCCUGGCUGCUGGACAUGGUGGUGUCCCGUGUGCCAGCUGUAGCCUCCCUGACGUCCUCCGGCCGAGUCGUCGUCUUUCCCUGGUUUAAACGGGAGUUUGCACCCAAACCACCGCCCGGGAAACCCCGCAGGGCCUCGAAAGUGCCAGUGCCACCUCUUGGCCAGGACAAGAAAGAGGAAUGUCCUGAAUUGCCACCCCUCCCCAGCUGGAUCCACGUCACCUUUCUGGUGGAAAAGCCACCUGAGGAGAAGAAAACAAAGAAAAGCAAUGUCCAGAAGAAGGCCAGUCAGCUGCCAGCGAUCCCAGAGGCGUCUUCUGCCAAAAAGAAGCCUCAGAAAAAGAAGGCGGCAAAAAGCUCUACCAAAAGCGAAGCAGUGACAGAGACGGGUCCAGCACAGGCAGCACAAGCUCCAAGUGACAAGGAAGAAUGUGUGAGCGUGGUGAGCGUGGUGAAAGCCACCACUGGAGGAGGAGUGCCUGUGCCGGAAAAGGCACAGACCAAGGCCAAGCCCAAAUCCCCCCAUGGAGCUCCAGCCGUGCAACAAACACCACUGGCAGCCCUGUGGUCCUGGAGCUCCGAGACCAGCCUGCUCGAGGAGCGCACCCACAACGCCUCCCCUGCGGUGCCACUGACACACAAGGGGACCAGACCCAGGCAGAGUCAGCCAUCAAAGAGCAGAGCGGGGCUCCCCGGGUGGAGGAUGUCCUGUCCAUGCUGAGCAGGGCGUGGGGUGGCAGGAGAAGCAGAGCUCCACCUGAGGCUGCCAGGCAGGCAUGCGAUUCCCAUCUGUGCCAUCCCUGGGACCAGAAACUCCCGCUUGGUAGGGGAGAACUGGGGAACAAUGCCAUCCUAUACCAUGGAAAACAGGAUGCAGGUGGGCACCUGCCUGCUCCCUCUUAUCUGGCAGCUCUCAGAGUUUCUGCUGAGAUCCCAAAGUCAGAAGCUGCCACUCCAAAGACAGCUGGCUCGACCACUUUGGAUUUGAGCUGUCACUCCAAGAGAGCUGACUCAGCCCUUUGGGAAUUACAAAUAAGUUUGUACAUCGCCGUGUCAUCAACGAACAACAACCCCUGAUGACUAUCGCUACUGAAGAUCAACAUCUGAACUAUGAACCAACCUCUCUCUUGCUUGCUACAAAGACUGCUUGCUUUCAUUUACCAUCUUUUCUAUCACCCGUCUUCCCCAUCUCCUGAAACAACUUGGGUUUGUAAUAAUAAACUGGACGGGCUAACAUCUAACCCGUUGUUAUUCA